UUUUGCUGCAGCUGUGAUCCUCCCCUGGGUCACAAAACAAAGUCAGUCCUGGAGCCUGCCCGGGGCUGCCCCAGGGAAAUCCCUGCCAACAGUGUGGAAGCAGAGAAGCCUUCCCCAGGUCCUGUCUCUAUCCCACCUCCAGCUCCCCUCACCACCAUGUGCUCUGCUGCCUGCUGCUCCACAGGAUGCUGCUCCGUCGUGAAGACCAAAACCGUCUGCUGCAGCCCCUGCCAGAAGAGUGUCUGCUGCAGCCCCUGCCAGCAGUCCUGCUGCUGCGACCCGUGCCAGAAGGUCUGCUGUGACCCCUGCCAGAAGCCUUGCUGUGACCCAUGCCAGACUGUCUGCUGUGACCCAUGCCAGAAGCCUUGCUGUGACCCAUGCCAGACUGUGUGCUGUGACCCAUGCCAGAAGCCUUGCUGUGACCCAUGCCAGACCGUCUGCUGUGACCCAUGCCAGAAGCCCUGCUGUGAUCCAUGCCAGAAGCCCUGCUGUGAUCCAUGCCAGUCUGUCUGCUGUGACCCAUGCCAGAAGCCCUGCUGUGACCCGUGCCAGACUGUGUGCUGUGACCCCUGCCAGAAGCCCUGCUGUGACCCAUGCCAGAAGCCCUGCUGUGACCCAUGCCAGUCUGUCUGCUGUGACCCAUGCCAGAAGCCCUGCUGUGACCCAUGCCAGACUGUCUGCUGUGACCCCUGCCAGAAGCCCUGCUGUGACCCAUGCCAGACUGUCUGCUGUGACCCCUGCCAGAAGCCCUGCUGUGACCCAUGCCAGUCUGUCUGCUGUGACCCAUGCCAGAAGCCCUGCUGUGACCCAUGCCAGACUGUCUGCUGUGACCCCUGCCAGAAGCCCUGCUGUGACCCAUGCCAAACUGUCUGCUGUGACCCAUGCCAGCAGUGCUGUGACCCGUGCCAGAAGCCCUGCUGUGACCCAUGCCAAACUGUCUGCUGUGACCCAUGCCAGCAGUGCUGUGACCCGUGCCAGAAGCCCUGCUGUGACCCGUGCCAGCAGUGCUGCGUCCCGUGCCCACCGCCCGUCUGCUGCACCAAGGUGUGCCAGAAGUCCGUUUGCUGCCAGCCCUGCUGCUGCGGCUGCCUCUCCUGCUGCUCCUGCGUGGUGAAGAAGAAGCCUCUGGUGCUGUGCUGCAGCCCCGCACCCUGCUGCGCUCCCGCCAGGAAGUGCUGCAUCCCCAUCCAGCAGUGCUGCAUCCCCAUCCAGAAGUGCUGCAUCAAGAAGAGCUGCUGA
Pogoniulus pusillus (Red-fronted tinkerbird) is the source of this 1239-nucleotide messenger RNA. RefSeq names its product keratin-associated protein 5-5-like. Bases 157 to 1239 code for a protein of 360 amino acids. The transcript has 2 exons. Lineage: Eukaryota; Metazoa; Chordata; Aves; Piciformes; Lybiidae. The record is from RefSeq and is a predicted model, not a curated record.